UAUCAAUUUACUUCCUUGUUGAACACAAAGUAUUAUUUACCUAAAGAUGGCUACGACGUUAAGUACUCUUGGAAUAGGUCUAAUGUUGAUUUCAACAAUAUAUUGUAGUACGUUUGGUUAUAACAACAGUUUAACCUGUAACUGUGAAGAAAGUUGUCAAGAUUCUGGUAUAUGUAGUACUGGAGGAUGUAAACAAGGAUGGUCUGGUCCUACUUGUCAAAAAGAAAAUGUAGCUCUCCAUAAACCAGCUAACCAGAGUUCUUAUUAUAAAUCAUACUGGCCAUCUUCACGAGGUGUUGAUGGGGAUAUAAAUACGUUUAUUGAUAUGAUGGCAUCUAAACAAGGUUGGUGGCUGGUUGAUUUACUACAAAAUUAUCCAAUAACAGAUAUCACUUUAUAUCACAGAAACAAAUUGUUACACAGGUUAAGAGGGUUUUAUGUAUAUAUUAUUAAUGAAGAUUUAGUAUCAACUUUAUGUUAUCAUCAUACCAAUGAAACUUUAACAUUUGUAUAUAAGAUACGAUGUAAUAGCACUGGUCGUUAUGUCAAUAUAACUAGUGAUACCAACAAAGCAAUUCUAAAUUUAAGCGAAGUGGAAAUAUACGUCUGUUCAGCUGGUACAUAUGGUGCAAACUGUACGGAAUUCUGCCAUUGUUCUCAGUACACACGAUGUGAUGACAUCACCGGGUAUUGUAAAGAUGGAUGUUUACCAAGAUGGCAUGGUAACAGCUGUAAUAAAAGUUGUUCUGAUACAAACAGCUAUGGUGAUGGGUGUAAAUUUGAUUGUGAUAAGAGAAAAUGUAAUGGAACAUCAGAUUGUGAUCAGGUGACUGGAACAUGUUUAUAUGGUUGCCAAGACGGAUGGGAAAGUCAAGAUUGUACAAGAGUGUGUUCACAAGGGAAUUAUGGUAAAAGCUGUCAAAAACUGUGUUCUGAUAGAAACUGUAAAUCAAGUGAUUCAACUUGUGAUCACGUGAAUGGAACUUGUGUUGGUGGUUGUAAAGCUGGCUGGACAUCACAUGAUUGUACUCUAGUGUGUUCACAAGGGAAUUAUGGUAAAAGCUGUCAAAAACUGUGUUCUGAUAGAAACUGUAAAUCAAGUGAUUCAACUUGUGAUCACGUGAAUGGAACUUGUGUUGGUGGUUGUAAAGCUGGCUGGACAUCACAUGAUUGUACUCUAGAACUGUAA
Messenger RNA from Patella vulgata (common limpet), 1189 nucleotides. Its product is annotated as protein draper-like. The record is from RefSeq and is a predicted model, not a curated record. NCBI's taxonomy places the organism in Eukaryota, Metazoa, Mollusca, Gastropoda, Patellidae. The transcript is spliced from 9 exons. The coding region runs from base 47 to 1189 and encodes 380 amino acids. Gene Ontology annotation, molecular function: scavenger receptor activity.